UCGGUUGCUAGGGAGCGGCGUGGAGGUCGUCGGGGGACUGCAGCGGCUGCGCAGAGGAGCGAGGUGCCUGCAGGGGCCGGGGCUGCGCAGCGACGCCGGGGGCUGGGGGAGCGGCACGCAGCGCCUGCAGUUCCCAGCCGGGAGGCGUCGUCGCCAUUGCGGCCUCGCGGGGUGGCCUCGUCUGCUCUCCGAGCAGGGCCCCAGCGACCGCCGGCACCAUGGGCCAGUGCGGCAUCACCUCCUCCAAGACCGUGCUGGUGUUUCUUAACCUCAUCUUCUGGGGGGCGGCUGGCAUUUUGUGCUACGUGGGUGCCUACGUCUUCAUCAUCUAUGACGACUAUGACCACUUCUUUGAAGACGUGUACACUCUCAUCCCAGCUGUAGUGAUCAUAGCGGUUGGAGCGCUGCUUUUCAUUAUUGGGCUAAUCGGCUGCUGUGCCACAAUCCGGGAAAGCCGGUGUGGACUGGCCACGUUUGUCAUCAUCCUACUCCUGGUUUUUGUCACAGAAGUUAUUGUAGUGGUUUUGGGAUACGUUUACAGAGCAAAGGUGGAGGAUGAGGUGGACCGCAGCAUUCAGAAAGUAUAUAAGACCUACAACGGAACCAACCCUGACGCUGCGAGCCGGGCUAUUGAUUCUGUACAGAGACAGCUGCAUUGUUGUGGAAUUCACAAUUACUCAGACUGGGAAAAUACAGACUGGUUCAAAGAAACCAAAAACCAGAGCGUCCCUCUCAGCUGCUGCCGAGAGACAGCCAGCAGCUGUAACGGCAGCCUGGCCCACCCCUCCAACCUCUAUGCUGAGGGAUGUGAGGCUCUGGUUGUGAAGAAGCUACAAGAAAUCAUGAUGCAUGUUAUCUGGGCGGCGUUGGCAUUUGCAGCUAUUCAGCUGCUGGGGGUGCUGUGUGCAUGCAUCGUGCUGUGCAGGAGGACCAGAGACCCUGCUUAUGAGCUGCUCAUCAGUGGCGGAGCGUACGCAUAG
Molecule: messenger RNA, 980 nt
Organism: Rhinolophus ferrumequinum (greater horseshoe bat)
Lineage: Eukaryota; Metazoa; Chordata; Mammalia; Chiroptera; Rhinolophidae
Gene: TSPAN3
Product: tetraspanin 3
Exons: 7
Coding region: 219-980 (253 amino acids)
Biological process (GO): regulation of vascular endothelial growth factor signaling pathway; protein maturation; protein localization to plasma membrane
Cellular component (GO): membrane
Source: RefSeq, a predicted model, not a curated record